Messenger RNA from Populus trichocarpa (black cottonwood), 1018 nucleotides. RefSeq lists its product as uncharacterized. Bases 346 to 687 code for a protein of 113 amino acids. The record is from RefSeq and is a predicted model, not a curated record. NCBI's taxonomy places the organism in Eukaryota, Viridiplantae, Streptophyta, Magnoliopsida, Malpighiales, Salicaceae. The transcript is spliced from 2 exons.
UUACUUGCUGCUUCUCGUCUCUUUCCCUCAACUGGAUAACAUCAUAGCACAUUUCAUGAUUCUUGUGGGGGUAUUGAGACUUUAGCCAGAAUGGCCAACUGCCACUAAAAGACCCCACCACCCCACAUGCAUCCCUCCAUAACUUUACCUCGCCCAUCACAUGCCUUUUCCACUAUUUAUAACCCACACAUUCCCAUUUCACAGGACAAAAAAAAGGAAAAGUGACUUGAAGAUUAGUAGAACUGAAGAUCACCUCCUUGUUUUUGUGCCUUGCACACAUCUUCAAAUUCUACUCUGAGUAGCCUAGCGGCAGAAAGAGAGCUGUUUUUUCUUGGUGUACUUGCUAUGGAAAUGGCUAUGGAAUUAGAAGAUGAUUUGUUCUUUGCAGACUUAAGCAAGCAAAUAUCUCUUCUAAUAAUGGAUGACGAUGAUGAGGACCCUUCAGUUUCUUUUCAGGCUUUCUCCAGAGGCAACUAUCCAAGUGCACCAUCUCAUUCCAUGUAUGAGCAAAACUGCAGAAGGGAAAGCUGCAAGGGAACAGGAGUUUUUAUCCCCAAGUCUUCACAGCCAAGAAGGAAACACAGACAAGGAAGAUACAGCCAAAAGUCUAAUAACAGGCAGCAUGAUAACACAAGAGUGGUUUCUCAAGUAUCAUACAGCAAUGCUUUCAAAUCCAAGAAAAGCUAAAUUAAGCCUAUAGCUAUGCACAUAUGCUCCUGAAGUGCAUGAUUCGAUAAUUUCUACUACUAAUCUUAUUUCCAGCAAGGGCUUCAAGCAAGGAUAUGAUAGAUUAUGAUCUGUUUGUUGAAGAUGAUUUGUUCGUUGAAGAUGUACAUGGGAAAAAUCACUCCAUUAAUCACUCAACUAUUCCUUAUUUACUACUAGAUCCUAGUUACGGGGUUCACCAAAGGAUUGUACCUCUCCAAUAAAGGAAAUGUGUGCUUGUUAUGAAGUGUUGUAUAGCAUAAGAUUGUUAUUAAUUUUCUAAAUCAAUGUGAUUGAUUGCCUUUUUUUUUUU